UACAGGAAAGCGUGGGACUCGUUGCUAAGUUUUGUGAAUUGUAAGAUCAUCUCGUUCAAACGCAAUGAACACUUGGAUGCCUACGUGUUGAGUGAGAGCUCAUUGUUUGUAUCAAAGAAUCGCAUAAUAAUCAAGACGUGCGGCUCAACCACACUAUUGCGAUGUCUGGAACCGCUUCUAUAUCUUGUCAAACAAAUGGCCGGUUUUGAUGAAGUGGUGGACAUCUUCUAUUCGCGCAAGAAUUUCAUGAGACCUGAACUCCAGGACGACUCGCACCGGACCUUCGAGAACGAGGUCGAGGCACUCGACAACCUC
Medioppia subpectinata is the source of this 315-nucleotide messenger RNA. The record is from the annotation of a GenBank genome assembly. Lineage: Eukaryota; Metazoa; Arthropoda; Arachnida; Sarcoptiformes; Oppiidae.